GAUGGCGACCGUGCAUCUGAGGAUCGGGGAUUUGGUUUGGGGAAAGCUUGGACGCUAUCCACCUUGGCCAGGCAAGAUCGUCAGUCCUCCAAAGGAUCUGAAAAAGCCGAGAGGCAAAAAAUGCUUUUUUGUCAAAUUUUUUGGGACUGAAGAUCACGCCUGGAUAAAAGUAGAACAGCUGAAGCCCUACCACCCCCACAAAGAGGAGAUGAUCAAGAUAAACAAAGGCAAGCGCUUCCAACAGGCUGUUGAUGCAGUGGAGGAGUACCUUAAAAAAGCCAAGGGCAAAGAUCAGGCGCACUCUGAAGACAAAAGCAAAUCGGAGAAAGGCCGUAAAGCAGCUAAACCUAUGAAGAUUAUUGAAGAGGAUGAUGAGGAUGCCUUCAAGGGUGGCUCAUCAGACAAGGAACAGACUGACUCUGAUCCAGAGCCAUCCUCUGUACGACGGCUGGUCGCUGGAACAGUAUCAGGAUUCAAAUGGGAGAGCAGUCCAGUAAAGGAUGACCCACAUUUCCAUCACUUUCUGCUCAGCCAGUCUGAGAAGCCUGCUUCAUCAAUGGAGCCCAUCACCAAACGCUUAAAGAUUAUUGAGGAGGACACAAGAGCAACGUCUAUUCAGGCAGCAGACAGCACAGCAAUCAAUGGCAGCAUCACACCUACAGACAAAAGGAUAGGAUUCCUUGGACUGGGACUAAUGGGAAGUGGUGUGGUUUGUAAUUUGUUGAAGAUGGGCCAUGUUGUGACAGUUUGGAAUCGCACAGCAGAAAAGUGCGAUUUGUUCAUUCAGGAAGGUGCCAGAUUAGGCCGAACACCCGCAGAGGUUGUGUCCAUGUGUGAUAUCACAUUUUCCUGUGUAUCAGACCCCAAAGCUGCCAGAGAUCUUGUUUUAGGUCCUAGUGGAGUUCUACAGGGGAUCAGACCAGGCAAAUGCUAUGUGGAGAUGUCCACUGUUGAUCCAGAAACCAUCACAGAGCUUGCACAAGUCAUCACAUCCAGAGGCGGCAGGUUUCUAGAAGCUCCAGUUUCAGGCAGCCAGCAGCUUUCCAAUGAUGGUAUGCUGGUCAUUGUUGCUGCAGGAGACCGCAGUGUUUAUGAAGACUGUAGCAGCUGCUUCCAAGCAAUGGGGAAGACGUCUUUCUUUAUAGCAGGUGAAGCCGGAAAUGCCGCAAGAAUGAUGUUGAUCCUGAACAUGGUUCAAGGAAGUUUCAUGGCAACCAUUGCAGAGGGGCUGACCUUGGCACAGGCCACUGGACAGUCACAACAAACAUUUUUGGAUAUUCUUUGCCAGGGACAGAUGGCAAGCACUUUUGUGGACCAGAAAUGCCAAAAUAUCUUGCAGGGCAACUUCAAACCUGAUUACUACCUGAAACAUAUUCAGAAAGAUCUGAGAUUGGCCAUUUCAAUGGGAGAUUCUGUUAAUCACCCAACACCGAUGGCAGCUGCUGCAAAUGAGGUAUACAAGAGGGCAAAAGCAUUGGACCAGUCAGACAAUGAUAUGUCUGCAGUCUACAGAGCUUAUAUUCACUAAUUCUGUAGAUGUGCUCUACAUCCUGGACCACAAACCUUUUUUUUUUUUUUUCCUCUCUCUCCCCUCUGCUGAUGAAUUUUGUUGGGCACCAGUGAUAUGUUUUCCCAUGUGUAAUGGGAUCUCUUUAGCAGUCUAAUCUGAGCAUUGCACUGGCUAUAAUAUUGCUGCACGUAUGCUGAAUGGGACGUGAUUAAACUCCCUGUGAUAUUGAUAUUUUAUUUGAUAGUGCGUGCAGUGUUAUAACAGCAUUUCAUUAAGGGCUGCAGCAUACAAUGCAGUCUUGUUUGAGGUGACUAGGGUUUUAUUUAUCAUUCAUAUUUUUACUAAUGACUUCCCUGAGUGUUUUUUUUUUUUUUUUUUUUUUUACUGAAAAUAUGAACUUUCUGAUCACAAACAGACUUGAGAAGCACGAAGAAAACAGCCACUGCAUUGCCUUAAUACCCAUAUAUGAUAGAAGUAUUUAUUUAUUUUAUCUCUAAAGAUCAUCAUCCUGUCAUUUGCAUUUUGGCCGUUCGUUUUAUCUUAUUGUUUUUUGUUCAUUGUUGGAGAUCACCAGUUCACUAGAUAGUUUUCUUUGCCUUAUGAGAAAUGCAGUAUUUUUUUUAAAUUAGAGGUUGGCUUUGUAAUGAUUACACAUCCAGAAAAUCCAGAAAUGUCCCUAACAUCACUCAAUUAAUUAACCAUAUGCUGAAAAGCAUCCCUUAGAUUACUGAAGUAUUGAGUCAUGACUACCAGUAAUACAGUGGAACUAAUUUUUUUUUUCUUUUCUUUUUUCUUUUCUUUUUUCUUUUUUUUCAGCUUGACUCAAGGUCUUUCCCUGCUUUAGAUCUAGUUUUGCAGCACACACGCAUCUUUCAAAUGGACUUAAAAAGAAAAGAAAAAACAUUUGGAAUAAUUUAAUUUCCCUUGUACUUUAUUUCAUCGUUUUAAAUUGGACCUCAGAAUUGAAAAUGUAUAUUUUUUGUUCUAAGUUGACAGUCAGAUCAGGGUGAUCUGUCACCUUAUUUUUAUUAAAUUGUUUGCCUACUUGUUUCAAAAACGAAUUGACUGUUGGCAGUCUUUGAUUUAAACUUCCAUUUAAAACUUAUAGAAAUGGAAAACAAAAUUUCAUGUCAAGAUAAAGACAUUUUAUCCCUAAAUUAUAAAUGUUGGAUUUUUUUUUUUUUUUUUUUUUUUUUUUUUUGAUUACAUAUUACAGGCCAUGUAUUCAGUGGCAUGUUAUUUGGUCAUUUCGGUAUUUAGUUUUAAAUUAAAAACAAAUACAGUUUGAUUCCUUUUCUAUGAACUGUUGUUCUACCAAAAGAAUUUGACGCGUGAUAACGGAUAAAAUAAUUUUGUGAAUUACUAAGGACCCUGUAAGAUGUUGUAUAUAUCCCCAUUACAGGGUUGGGCUAUUUGAAUACUUGGAAUAACAUGCUUUCAGUUUGACUCUACUGAAUUUAUUAAUCUGGUGUCUUAAUAUUGUAGGCUGUUCUUGUCUUAGCUGAUGGGUUUAUUUACUGUAAAUUGUUUGAUUUUUGUGGCUUAACAGACUUGAUAAUGAAAUACAGACAACCUGAUUCUAGUUCUGCAAGGAAGGCAUUGAUGUUAUAAUUGGAGUUUAUUUAUAAUUUCAUGUAAAUGUGAAAUUUUUGUUCCUUUGUUUGUGCAGUCAACUGAACCCUCUGAAUAAACAAACCAAGUGUCUAAA
Molecule: messenger RNA, 3218 nt
Organism: Myxocyprinus asiaticus (Chinese sucker)
Lineage: Eukaryota; Metazoa; Chordata; Actinopteri; Cypriniformes; Catostomidae
Gene: glyr1
Product: glyoxylate reductase 1 homolog (Arabidopsis)
Exons: 16
Coding region: 2-1528 (508 amino acids)
Molecular function (GO): NADP binding; oxidoreductase activity, acting on the CH-OH group of donors, NAD or NADP as acceptor; NAD binding
Source: RefSeq, a predicted model, not a curated record